Messenger RNA from Anopheles aquasalis, 1551 nucleotides. RefSeq names its product meiosis-specific nuclear structural protein 1-like. Gene Ontology annotation, biological process: cilium organization. Gene Ontology annotation, cellular component: motile cilium. The record is from RefSeq and is a predicted model, not a curated record. NCBI's taxonomy places the organism in Eukaryota, Metazoa, Arthropoda, Insecta, Diptera, Culicidae.
GGACUCGCACUUGGCGCUUCGCGCGGGCAGGAGAAGCGAGCAGGUGUCAGGUUGCGAUGACUCGCGCCUCCUACAACCGCUGCGCCGCGCGUUGCCAUGGAGAUGUUGGUCAGGAACGGUGGUUCUGUUUGAAAUACCAAACAAAACAGUGCAAACAAAGCUCGUGAUGGACUCUGAACACGAAAAGGAUCGCCAGAAUGGGGAGGGAAGCGGAACGCCGGGUCACUUGCGCCCGAACCAACAGCUGGUCGAUCGUAACACCGCGCCCAAGCAGCAAUGGCAGCGGGAGGAACGGCAGGACUCCCGGCUGCUGGCCGAAGCCAACCGGCGGACCGUCAACACGGCCCAGCUCCGGCAACAGUUGCGCGAAUCCAGCCAGGAGCUGCGGGUGUUGGAAUCGAAGCUGCGUGCGGCAUACGUAGCGAAAGGGAUAGCGGCGCAGCUGGCCGAAAUUGCGCUGAACAGGCAACGCGAACACCUGGAGGACAUCAAGGAGCAGGAGGAGCUCGCCAAGCUGCAGCAGAAGAAUGCCGCCUACAUGCAGUCACUGUUGGAGGAGCGGGCGGAGGAGAAGCGGCAGUUGCGGGCGGUCCUGCUCGAGCAGAUAAGCGAAGCGCGCCACACCAAGCAGUGCCUGUAUGAGGAGUUUCUGCGCGAAAAGACCAGUCUCGAUGCGGUGGUGAAAAAGAUGCAGGAAGAGGAGCUGGAAGCGAUACAGCGCAAGCUGGAGCUGCGGCACUGCACGCGCCGCGAGAUGGAGUGCUUCCAGGAGGCCAAAGAACAGUGGCGCACACGCCAGCGGUUGCUGGACGAGGAGGAAAACGAGCGGAUCCGGCAGUACUGCGAGGAGAAGGUCCGCUCGUCGUUGCAGGCGAAGCAGCGCGAGCAGGAGCUGACCCUUCAGCGUGAGCAGCAGAACGCACGGAUGAUAGGAAAGCUGGAACAGGAAGAGGAUGAAAAACGGAAGCGCGAGGCGCUGCUGCAGGAGCUGUACAUGGUGGAACAGAACGACCGGGAGGAAGUGAAGCGGCAGCGCCAGCUGGAGGAAACACUGCGGAAACGCAUCGAAGUGCGCCUCAGCCUGGAGCACCAGCGGACCGAGCUGUCCUGCCAGCGCCAGCGGGAGGAGGAAGAGACGAAGCGGUUCCAGGAGGAGCAGAUCAAGGCAUGGUCGGAACGUGACCGCAUCGAGCAGCUGUCGAACGAGAAGCGCCACCGGAAGAUGAUCGAGUACAGGCGGGCGGUGCAGGAGCUGCUCGAGGAACGGCGCCGUCGACGAAGGGAAGACGUUCAGCAGGCGCUUCAGCAGGAGGAACAGCUGCAAAGGGAGGAAAAACAGCGACAGGAGAUCCUGGAGGAGGAGCGUAUCAAGCUGCUGAAGGAGCACGUGGCCGCCCUCGUCGGUUUUCUGCCUCCCGGCAUCCUGCGCGAGACCGAUCGCGAAUUUAUACCGCUGCCGAAAUUUUAAUCUCACUACCCUUAGCAUCUUUUCAUUCCUCUGUAACGAAUACUGUUAAGAACGAUAGAUAAAUCAGCAGCAAACAAAUCUAA